Molecule: messenger RNA, 820 nt
Organism: Ruditapes philippinarum (Manila clam)
Lineage: Eukaryota; Metazoa; Mollusca; Bivalvia; Venerida; Veneridae
Product: troponin C, skeletal muscle-like
Exons: 5
Coding region: 219-704 (161 amino acids)
Cellular component (GO): myosin II complex
Molecular function (GO): calcium ion binding
Source: RefSeq, a predicted model, not a curated record
GUAUUCAUGCCAUUCAGUGAUAUUGAGUGUAAUGAAUGAAGGAGUUUAUAAAUUCGCUCUGAUGAUUCUAUCGCAUUUUAAGUGCGUGUUAUUUAACUGUAUACCCUAAAGACCUUAACAACGUACAGAGAAACCUGUCUAAAUAUUAAACAUCAUAUCUGUAUACUGUUCGAUACGAAAAACUGUGCUCCAUUUGUGGGAUUUUGGAAUUUGACACCAUGGGAUUGACAGAAGAGGAGCUACAGGAACAUUUUAAUGAUGAGAAUGGUGGAGACGAACUGACGGCCAAGCAAGCAAAUAAUGUUCUGUGCACAUGUGAGAAAAAUCCGCUUCCAACUGAAGUCGUUGUUUUCUUUGAGAACGAGGGACUAGGUCCUGGCGGAACGAUAACAUUUGAGCAGUUCAAACGUCUGUAUGAUUCAAUAGCAGAUCCAACAGUGGAAGAUUUAGCAGAAGCAUUAAAAGUUUUCGACAGAAAUGAAGAUGGAACUAUUGAUAAAGAAGAACUGAGGGAAAUCUUAUUGCGAAGGGAUGAUGUAUCGUCCGAUAUCACAGGAGAUCUGGAUGAUGAAACUAUCGACGCAAUAUUUAACGCUGUAGACAGUUUUGGAGACAACGACGGUUAUAUAAGUUGCACUGAGCUGGCAACCUUCUUGAUCGAAAACAAAACGUUUCGAGUAGAACCUUCAGAAGAUCAAGAAUAGAACCAAAUACAAACAAAACUACAAGAUGCUUUAUCAAAAUUGCAUAUAUGUUAUUGUAUCGAACUUUUACUUAGCCAAAUGUGAUGGCGGACUGAACCUGAUAGUUUUACAAACUU